AUGGGCUAUCUGUACUCCCUUGCAGAUGGUGGAGAGAGUGGUGCAGGGAAAACAGAGAGUACGAAGCUAUUGUUGCAGCACAUAAUGAACCUAUGCAAAGGCAACUCGCAGCUGGAGCAGCAGAUCCUUCAGGUAAAUCCGUUGCUUGAAGCUUUUGGCAAUGCCCAGACUGUGAUGAAUGACAACAGCAGCCGCUUUGGAAAAUACAUACAGCUGCGUUUCCAGAAGAAUACAGUGCGAGGUGCAAAGCUGAGUGAGUACCUGUUAGAGAAGUCACGAGUAGUGCAACAAGAUACCAGGGAGAGGAAUUUCCAUAUCUUCUACUACAUGUUUGCUGGACUCUCUUCUGAGGAAAAGGAGAUGUAUGGGCUAUUGGAUCCUUCACUCUACAGGUACAUAAGUGGACGAUUCGGUACACAGGAUGUAGCUCAGCGCUGGAAGCACAAAUACCAAGAGGUGUGCAAUGCCCUUGACAUGGUGGGCUUCCAAGAACAGGAGCAAGUGGACAUGCAGGCUAUCUUGGCUGGUGUGUUGUCUCUGGGCAAUGUGACCUUUGAGCCUGAGGAGAGCAAUGGGUCUGUAAAAGUGAGUGAAGCCUCCCGGGGAUGGCUGAAGGCUGCAGCGGGCCAGUUUGGAGUCCAAGAAGAUGAACUGUUAAAAUGCCUUAUUUGUAAAAUGUCGGUGACCCGAGGAGAACAGAUUCAGCGUUUUCACACCCAGCAGCAGGCAGAAGAUGCUCGGGACUCCAUUGCAAAGGUGGCAUAUGGCCGAGUAUUUGGCUGGAUCGUUUGCAAGAUCAAUGAGCUGCUGGCUGAGAACGUGGAUCCUGAAGUGGAAUUGAGGGAGAUAGGUAUCUUGGAUAUUUUUGGGUUUGAAAACUUUGCAGUGAAUCGUUUCGAACAGCUUUGCAUAAACUUGGCCAAUGAGCAGCUGCAGCACUUCUUCAACCAUCUGGAGCAGGCUGCCUAUAAGGAAGAAGAGCUGCCUUGGGAGACAAUCACAUUCAACAAUAAUGAACCUAUUCUGAAUAUGCUCCUGGCCAAGCCGCUUGGGCUCCUGUCUCUUCUGGAUGAGCAGAGUGCAUUCCCUCAGGCAACUGAUAAGACAUUUGUGGAUAAACUAAACAGCAGCUUCAAGGGGAAUUUACACUACCAGCCAGGCCGAGGCCGUGUUUUGGGCUUCAGCAUCAUUCACUAUGCUGGGAAAGUGCAAUAUACUGCUGAGGGCUUUCUAGAGAAGAACAGAGACACCUUGCCAGCCAACAUCCAUGGGCUCUUCAUCAACAGCAUCACCCCCUUGCUCAGCAUGCUGUUCACAGCCACUAUCUCCAGGACAGGGACACUGAUGCCUCACGUGAAAGCCAAGGUCAUGCCAGGAGCAGACAACAAGUUCAACAGCACACGAAAACAGUCUGCCGGAGCUCAGUUCCGGCAUUCCCUGAUGGUGCUCAUGGAGAGGAUGUAUUCUGCCAACCCGCACUUUGUGCGCUGUAUAAAGCCCAACAGCCAGAAGGACCCAGGUGUGGUGGACAGCCAGGUGGUGCUGCUGCAGCUCCGGUACAACGGACUGCUGGAGACAAUCCGUAUCCGAAGACAUGGUUUCUCCUGGAGACCCUCGUUUGAGGAAUUUGCUGAAAGGAAGUCACGACUUUUCUUUAAAUAUUGGCACCAGGAACAGCUGGCAAAGUACGUGGAGCGACUGGAAAGAGCAGCAGUUGUCAUACAGAAAGAUGACAGAAAGGCAGGCCAGGCGCCAUCUCCACGUCAAGGCCCUGUGGAGUCAGAGUGCUUAUUGCAGGUGCCCACCUCCUCAGUGCUCAUCCUCAAUCGGGGAGAGUCAUCAGACAGUUCCACUCCUUUUGAUAACUUCUUGGACCCUUCUGCGCCUCGCCCUGUUCUGGGGACAGAGGAACAGACUGGAGAAGAGGCAGAAAUGAGGAAACUCAAGAGAGGAGCAACUCUCCGCUGGUUCAAAGAGACGCAAGCCCAGAAGGUCAUGCAGGAUGAUGGGGCCUUUCCAAGCUGGCUGCAUGGGAUGAUCAGCCGGAGGGAAGCUGAAAACUUGCUGAUUGACAAGCCUUUGGGUUGCUUCCUUGUUCGGAUCAGCCAGAGCCGACCGGGCUACACCUUGACAUACAGGGGUGAAGGCCGCUGCAGACACUAUAUGAUCGAGAUGCAGCCCAAUGCACGCUAUGUCAUCCUGGGGGAAGACCGGGCUCACGCCUCGCUCACCGAACUGGUUCGGUAUCACCAGACUGUGGGCAUCCAGCCCUUCAUGGAGAUACUGACUGUUCCCUGUGGGCAGUUCUCUUCCACUCCCUUGAGCACCUCUGAACAGAGCUGCCAUCAGACUCUCAGCAUUAAGGAUGUAAAGCCCAAGUGA
Nipponia nippon (crested ibis) is the source of this 2382-nucleotide messenger RNA. The record is from RefSeq and is a predicted model, not a curated record. NCBI's taxonomy places the organism in Eukaryota, Metazoa, Chordata, Aves, Pelecaniformes, Threskiornithidae.